GCCGGUUCAGUCGGACCAGCGCCUUCGCCCGGGACGAUGUCAGUGGAGCACGCGUGAAAAAGCGUGCCGGGCGCUUCGUCGUGGUCCGCGUUCGCUCGCAAUCGUUUCCGCGAGGCCUUUUAACGAGUUGUGUUCUACUCUGUGGAUUGUUGCGGAGCCACCCUCGGUAUCUGACGACCGCUGCAACAGCAUCGAAGCCGAAGCGGGUGCAUUGUAGCCCCCCGGUGGCACCAUCAUGUCGGCCUCGCGCCUCGAGCAGAUGAGGAGCCAGUUCCAGCAGAACCUGCAGCAGCGCAGUGGUCUUCCGCGGCCAACACGAAUCCCUGGACCAACUACUACUGCCACCAAGGCUGCACCCACUGUCAAGCAAGCCACACCUUCCUCGUCACUUGUGAAUGGCCAUAGCCUGACAGCUGGAGAGGCGGUUUCACGGGCCAACAUCAAGAUUCAAAAUGGGGGUGUUCACAAGGAUGCCUCAGCCAUCAGGAAUGGUCAGCACAAUGGGACACCUCGGCCAGUGACAAAUGGGACACCUCGGCCAGUGACAAAUGGGACAACUAGGCCACAGACCAAUGGGACGUCAGCAGGCAAAACGGUUGUGGCAAAUGGCACUCGGCCCCAGACAAAUUCUCCACAGCAUACGUUACCUCCUGUUGCCAAGGGUGGUGUCCUCAUGACCAUGACAACGACCCAGCUGAGGCAGCUCACUAAUGGACACCAGAGUGGCUGUGGGUCUCAAAAGCCUGCUGCAAAGCCUGUUUCCAUGCCGCGCUUGACGUCUGCGAGCCCCAUAGCACGAACUCAAACUGUGCCAUCAAGCAGAACUCUGAGCACCACGCCACCUGCUGCCAAAGUAGUUUCAGUCGAACCUCCAAAGAAGCCCACCACUGCACCAGUGUCAAGGCAGGCUCCAUCUCGGAGCGGUACCGCACCCAUCGCCAUGCAGCAGAGGACGUCGGCAGCAGACGUCUCGAAAGUGGUGCCUCUCGAGUCUCGACCCCUGGGCCCGAACCAGGAGCGGUGUGACAUCUGUGGCCGGGGCUUCAACAAGGACCGCAUUGAAAAGCACAGGACCAUUUGCCAGAAGGCAGCAUCCAAGAAGGUGAAGGUCUUUGACGCGACCAAGAUGCGGACAAAGGGAACAGAGGCAGAAGCAUUUGUGAAGAAGGGCUUCCACAAGAAAGAAGUACCGGUGAAAAAGGCCAACUGGCGUGCCAAGCAUGAGGAGUUCCUCAACGCAGUCCGGCAGGCAAGGAUGGUGCAGGAACACCUGGCCGCCGGUGGCAAGCUGUCGGACCUGCCACCACCACCUCCAUCGGAGAACCCCGACUAUGUGCAGUGCCCCAAGUGCCUCCGCAAGUUCAACGAGACUGCUGCCGAAAGGCACAUUCCCCGCUGCAACCUCGCCCCCAAGGCGCCUUCCAACACUCCUACCAGAAGGCCAGCUGCCCUCUAUGGUCGCAAGUGAUGCGACUCUUUGUGGUUGGCCGGCCAUUGGGAGUGACUGCGGACUGUCCUGAAAGAUGCUGACAAGUCUCGAAUCUGUUCUGCUGCUGAAGUGACCAGCGAUAUAGACGUUCAGCGACCUUCUGCAACAGAGCAGUUGAUUCCCACCAAUAUUUUUAUUCCUGGUUGUUUUUCAAGACAGCAUGCCGCAGGGCAUUGUUUCGUGUCUUCCGUAAUGUUAUUUUUACAGCCGUGCAAUUUAAGAGCGAGAACUGCGAUGUUGCAUCCUGUGAAAAGGUUCCCUGUGACUGCAGCUUUUACUUCCUCCAUCAUACGUCUAAUAUAGCUUUACUGUGCUUUGCCACAGCUCUUGUUAUGCAUGGUCAUUUUCAGUGACAAUGUGAUGUAAAUAAAUGCUUUUUGUCUCGUA
Molecule: messenger RNA, 1876 nt
Organism: Dermacentor andersoni
Lineage: Eukaryota; Metazoa; Arthropoda; Arachnida; Ixodida; Ixodidae
Source: RefSeq, a predicted model, not a curated record